AAUCACCAUUCACCAGGAAUGAUGGACGUGUGUGCGUAAACAAACCGAAUCACUUGGUGGGAGGACUGCCGCCGAGAUAAGGACGCGCCGUAAUCUUUGAGCGCGACGAAUCGGAUAUUGCGUCGUCCCGUGUUGUACAACUCACUGUGGUUGUGUACACACUCCCGCCCGCCGCUCGUGCUUCAUGCGCCAGCGACCUUCUUAGCCAGCGCUGUGGGCCGGGUGAUAGUCAAUAAUAAGCGGUCGACCGACGGACGAAACCUUUCGCGCGCGCCGUUAAUCGCCCAUAGUGCACACAAUAGUAUUAUACACUAUUAUGUACUGUAUUUUGUUUGUUUCGCCGUAGUUGUCAGUUUUCCACGACGACGCGUCCCCGACUUGUAAGCCUGCUGCUCGCACCCGGAACCCGCGCAUAGGGUAGGGCGAUCAUCGAUUAUUCGCAAUAUUAAUAGGACUUGAACGUUUCGGCGGCAAUAGCUGCGCGGAAUAACUUCCGACGGCCGUGCUGUUCUCUAAAAUAUAACAUGAUGAAGUUUGGAAGCAAAAACUCCGCCAACACACCAAUCAAGUGUACCAUCCGGCUGUUGGAUGACAAUCAGUUGUUGUACAGUGAAUUUCAGAUAAAUGAAAAGGGGAGUAGUUUGAUAAGUCGUAUUUGUGAACAAUUGGAUUUGAUUGAAAAAGAUUAUUUUGGUCUACGUUAUGUUGAUAGCAAACGUCAAAGGCAUUGGCUAGAACCAUCUAAAUCAAUUUUUAAACAAAUCAGAGAUAUGGAAGCAGACAAUAUAUUAUUUAGCUUCCGCGUUAAAUUUUAUCCACCAAAUCCAUUUCGUUUAAAAGAAGAUAUUACUCGUUACCAAAUUUAUCUUCAGUUAAAAAGGGAUUUAUUACAUGGUCGACUUUACUGUAACACAUCUGAAGCUGCUCUGCUAGGAGCUUAUAUACUACAAGCUGAACUUGGAGAUUUCAAUCCAGAAGAACAUAUUGAUAAUUAUGUAAAUGAAUUAAAAAUACUAUUGAAACAGACAUUACAGUUAGAAGAAAAAAUGAUGGAUAUUCAUAAAAAUGAAUUGAAAGGAAAAACUGCCGCUGAAAUGGAAACCAUUUUUUUGAAAAAAGCGUGUAUCUUGGAUACAUAUGGAGUUGAUCCUCAUGCUGUUAAGGAUCAACGAGGUAAUCAACUUUAUUUGGGAAUUAAUCAUACUGGCAUACUUACAUUCCAAGGUAGUAAGAAAAUGAACCACUUCAGCUGGUCGCAAGUUCAAAAAAUUAACUUUGAGGGUAAAAUGUUCAUCAUUCAUAUCAUUCUUAAUGAGGAUCAGAGAAUCAAGAAAAAGCAAACUAUUGGUUUUAAAUGUCCUAGAGGUUCUUCAUGUCGUCAUGUAUGGAAAUGUGCUGUUGAACAAAUGUUGUUUUUCACAUUUCCUUCAAGCUCUGAUGUUCCUAAUGUAGUUUCUGGUGGAGGCUUUUUUUCUUGGGGUACCAAAUUUAAAUAUAGUGGACGUGUUGAACGGGAAAUAUUAGAAGAUAUGACAAUUACCAGAGAAUCUCCAUCUGUUACCCGUGUUGGUAGUCUUAGAAGAAAAUCAUCAAGUGAACCUCCUACUCCUUCUAAUCUUGUUAUUAAUCAAGUUGCAGGAUUUAAUAGCCUUCCACGUUCAUUAACAAACACUAGUGAAGAAUAUAAUACUUCAAUAGAUUCAUCCAAUCAAAUUGAUAAUUCUUCAGUUUUAGAGACUUUAUUAGAAGACCAGGAGAUCAUGACAUCUAAAAUUGAACAAGAGGUCCAUCAUGAAGAAAUCUUGAAUGAUCAUUUACUGAUUGACUUUACUACAAUGGGAACAGACGGUUCACCAUUAAUCCAAUCUAUUUCGAAUCAGCAGUCUGGUCAAAAACAUUUAGAGACUACAGCAAUUCGAAACAGUGAAUCAAGCUUGUCAUUCUUGCGACAGACUUUGCUACCAGUUAUAUUUGCAUUGUUUAUGAUGGUUUUGAUUGUAGUUAUCAUUCUUGAAUCUGAUUUUGAUGUUAUUGCUACCAUCAGAAAAGCUCCAGAAAUUGCUGCUUUCAAGAAAAAUUAUUAUGAACCUAGUAAAGACUUUUUACUGCGUCGUUUUAUCAGGUCAAAGAUAUUUUAGUAAUUUAAUACUACUUGUUCUAUCACUUUUAUAGUAGUUUUACACUCUAGAGUAAGAUACAUGAAAAUUGAUAUAGAACUAAGUGCAAGGUGAUGGAGUUUAUUAGGUACCUAUUUGACAUUGUAAUUUAACAUUAAAUGUCUAUUGCCGGGUUGCAUAAACAAUCAUUAAACAUUAAUGAAUAAUAAGUUAUUGGUUCUUUAAAAAUAAUUUUGUUGCCUCUUGAUUGGUUCAUUCAAUUUUGGGAAACCAUUCAAUUAAUUUAUUUUUUUGUGCAACCUGUCAUUUAUGUGCUCAACAUUUUAAUGACAUAAUUUUCAUGAAUUUGAUCAAACAAUAGGAUUUAUGGUUUUUUUUACGAAAUAAUUCACUUAGAUUUAUGCAUUUAUUUAAUCUAAUCGUCCCAAUGAAAUUUGUGAUUUUCUAAUGAUUUUGAGCUUUUACAAUUUAAAAUAUCUUAACAUUUUGUGUUUUGAUGUUAAUUUAAGUGUUUAUGUGUUAUACCAAUUCAUAAGUUUUCUGUGCUAAAGGUGCCACUGACUUUUACAUAUACCAAAAAAUACGAAUUUUUUGUAAAUAAUACAUUUUGGUGUUGGUACUAUAUGAAAUAUUGGUGCUUAAAUGUUUAACAAGUAACACGGUGGUUCACGCUAAGACGUACCACUACAUAUUUCAGCUGAAUUAUCUCAGAUUAAAAUAGAUUUUUCUAGAUGUUAAAGGGUGUACUGAAGUAAAAA
Acyrthosiphon pisum (pea aphid) is the source of this 2875-nucleotide messenger RNA. It is a transcript of the gene Frmd5, whose product is annotated as FERM domain containing. The coding region runs from base 525 to 2138 and encodes 537 amino acids. Gene Ontology annotation, cellular component: cytoskeleton. The record is from RefSeq and is a predicted model, not a curated record. Gene Ontology annotation, molecular function: cytoskeletal protein binding. NCBI's taxonomy places the organism in Eukaryota, Metazoa, Arthropoda, Insecta, Hemiptera, Aphididae. Gene Ontology annotation, biological process: actomyosin structure organization. The transcript has 13 exons.